AUGGAAGACGAAAAUGAUAAUAACAAGCUAAAGAGGAAAAAAAAACAUACAACACAAUUAUAUAAAGAUGUACUCAAUACACAGUGGCCUAUCAUAUACACACCAGAAUACAACAUUAGUUUUAUGGGCCUUGAAAAGCUUCAUCCAUUUGAUUCAGCUAAAUGGGGAAGAGUUUUUGAAUUUUUAAAAGGUAGUACUGUAUUUUAUCAUAUUUAUAAUUAUAAUGUAGAAGCUCAAAUGGUAAGAGAUGAUACAAUAAUAAAACCACUUGAAGCCACAGAAGAAGAUUUAAAUUUCGUUCAUAGUAAAACAUAUCUAAACAGUUUAAAGUGGAGUUGGAAUGUUGCUGGUAUAACAGAAGUACCUCCUGUAGCCUUAUUACCAAAUUUUGUUGUCCAAAAAAAGGUUUUACGUCCAUUUCGUUAUCAAACUGGUGGAACAAUCCUGGCUGGUAAAUUAGCUCUAGAUAGAGGUUGGUGUAUUAAUAUUGGUGGUGGAUUUCAUCAUUGUUCAGCUGAGAGAGGGGGAGGAUUCUGUGCCUAUGCCGAUAUUACUCUAUCUAUUAAGUUUCUAUUUGAGAAAGUAGAAGGUGUUUCCAAGGUGAUGAUUGUAGAUCUUGAUGCUCAUCAGGGUAAUGGACAUGAGAGAGAUUUUAUGAAUGAUAAUAGAGUAUAUAUAAUGGAUGUAUAUAAUAGAGGUAUUUAUCCUCAUGAUGGCUUUGCUAAACGUGCAAUUAAAAGAAAAAUAGAGUUACAACAUUUUACUGAUGAUGAUGUCUAUUUAGAUCUAGUGAGAAGACAUAUUGAAGGAGCGUUAAAUGAGUUUAAACCAGAUAUUAUAGUAUAUAAUGCUGGUACUGAUAUAUUAGAUGGUGAUCCACUUGGUAAUUUAUCUAUUACACCACAGGGUAUUAUUGAAAGAGAUCAGAUAGUAUUUCAGAAAGCUAGAACACGUGGUAUACCAAUAUUUAUGGUAACAAGUGGUGGAUAUUUAAAACAAACAGCUAGAAUUAUAGCUGAUUCAAUACUCAAUCUUAAAACAUUAGGUUUAAUCAGUUGGGAUGAGGCAGAGUUUGCUCCCCUUCCUGAAGAAAUUAGUCUGCCUAGAAGUCAAAGCGAUGGAGGGUUAUUUGCCAAAAUGAAACGAGCCUGUAUAUCACGAUCAUCAACACAAGACUUUAAUCAAAUAAACAACGAUAUAUCUCCUACGUCACCUGAUAAACCACAAAUUGAAAAUGGAUGA
Messenger RNA from Lottia gigantea (owl limpet), 1242 nucleotides. RefSeq lists its product as hypothetical. NCBI's taxonomy places the organism in Eukaryota, Metazoa, Mollusca, Gastropoda, Lottiidae. Gene Ontology annotation, molecular function: histone deacetylase activity. Bases 1 to 1242 code for a protein of 413 amino acids. The transcript is spliced from 10 exons. The record is from RefSeq and is a predicted model, not a curated record.